AUGCAGUCGCAUCGCCAGUGCCCUCGAGCUAAUCCCUUUGCGGACGCCAACACGCAAUCAUGCCCCACCCACAAGACCGUAAGUUUACCCACGGCAGCGGUGCUCCUUCCUCUGGCGCAUCGUAGACAACUCACACCCUCUUGCCCGCCACGACAAAUCGCUCACACGCCUCCGGAUCUUGAGCUCGCCCUCGUGCCCCGUCGCCGUUUGCGUGGCCGUGUCGAACACUUCCGCCAACUCGCCUCCGAGGCAGCAGAGAGCAAAGUGGAGCGGGCAUUCAUCGCGGUGCAGCGGCCGGUGGAGGGGGUAGGGGCCGGCACUCGUCCACCACCGAGGCCGCCAUCCCCGGGCGCCCCAAUCAAGACACGCCGCCUCACCUCCAACACUUCUCGUCCUUUGGUGCGAAGCGCCCCGUCCCAACCGCCCUUGACAACCCGCCACACCCGCCCCCACCGCAGGGUGAACGCAGCAGCCGGCAAUGUUCCCUCCCUCCCUCAGCGGGCACGGCCAGCCCUCCGCAGCGGCGAGACCCGUCACGCUGGGACGCGGCGCACGAAGCUGCUCCACGUUGUCCCGCGGUGGAGGAGUUGUCCCCUGCGCCGUGCACGCCCCCCGACUGCGUUGGGGUGUGUGUGGCCCCGUUCCACCGCCGUCCGCACCGCCACUUCCCCCCCUCCCUUCAGCCGCAGGAAAUCCCAAGACGUGGCUCCACUUCGCGUUGAGCACAAACUCGCACACUCCCUCUGCCGUGCGGUCAACGGCUCACUGUGGCCGCGGCGGUGCCUCCUCCGCCCUUCCGCGCCGCGCUGCGGGCUGCCGAGUGCCGCCGGCGGGCCCCGACCUCCACCGACGCCGUCCCUGCAGCGCAGCAGAUGCAGGGCGCCCCCGCGGCAGCGCGAACUCCUUCCUCGCGCCUCCCAGGCAUUGCUCACAUGA
Messenger RNA from Trypanosoma conorhini, 936 nucleotides. RefSeq lists its product as uncharacterized. The transcript has a single exon. The record is from RefSeq and is a predicted model, not a curated record. Bases 1 to 936 code for a protein of 311 amino acids. Lineage: Eukaryota; Euglenozoa; Kinetoplastea; Trypanosomatida; Trypanosomatidae.